Klebsormidium nitens is the source of this 456-nucleotide messenger RNA. The record is from the annotation of a GenBank genome assembly. NCBI's taxonomy places the organism in Eukaryota, Viridiplantae, Streptophyta, Klebsormidiophyceae, Klebsormidiales, Klebsormidiaceae.
AUGGAGCGGGAGGGCGCCGCGCCGGGGCAGGACGCAUGUUUCCUCGUGAAGAAGCCGGAAACAGCCGAGCUGUGGCACCGACGGAUGGGGCACGCUGGGUAUGAGAACCUGGCGAAGAUGGUGCAAGACAACCUCGUAGAGGGUGUCGGAUUGGAGGAGAAGGUCCCGGCGAUGCUCGAGGAUUCGGGGCUGCUUAAAGAGAUGUGUGCGGAGGCCGUUGUGACGGCCAACUACACCCGGAACCGGACCCCUGUGAGCGCACACGGAAGGACCCCGUGGGAGGCUUUCUACGGCAAGAAGCCCAACGUGGGGCACAUGCGGGUGUUUGGGGCGCAAGCCUACAUGCCCCAUAUUUACAAUAUAUUUGGCAGUAAAAUUGAGGUGCAAAGGCAUGACUGUCACAGCGUCUCACAUAGAGAAACAGAGAUGCCACUUGUGCAAAGAGUUCACGCUUGA